Messenger RNA from Menidia menidia (Atlantic silverside), 3243 nucleotides. The record is from the annotation of a GenBank genome assembly. NCBI's taxonomy places the organism in Eukaryota, Metazoa, Chordata, Actinopteri, Atheriniformes, Atherinopsidae.
AUGCUCCCCGUGGACCUCAAAAGGGGAUUUGUUUAUCAGAGAACCGAUGAGGAGGCGGUGGUGGAUCGUGGAGGCACACGCUCCAUGCUCAAUACUAACUUUGAGAAGGAAGAACUAGAAGGUCACCGCACCCUUUACAUUGGAGUGCAUGUUCCCCUGGGCAGGAGGUCACACCGACGUCACCGUCACCACGGACACAGGCACAGGAAGAGGUCCAAGGAGAGGGACUCUGCCACUGACGAUGGACGAGAAUCCCCCUCGCACACAGACACACCAGCUCAGAGGGUGCAGUUUCUGCUGGGCACAGAGGACGCUGAUGAGGAGCACAUCCCUCACGCCCUGUUCACCGAGCUCGACGAAAUCUGCCUCAGGGAGGGUGAGGAUGCCGAGUGGAGGGAGACAGCCAGGUGGCUUAAAUUUGAGGAAGAUGUCGAAGACGGGGGCGAGAGGUGGAGCAAACCCUACGUGGCAACUCUGUCUCUACAUAGUCUUUUUGAACUCCGCAGCUGCAUCAUGAAUGGCACUGUGAUGCUUGACAUGAGGGCCAACUCACUGGAGGAGAUUGCAGACAUGGUUCUGGAUCAGCAUGAGGUCUCCGGCCCUGUAGGACAAGAUGCCAGAAGGAGGAUCCGGGAGGCCCUGCUUAAACAGCACCACCACCAAAAUCAUAAGAAACUGGCUAACCGUAUCCCUAUUGUACGCUCUUUUGCUGAUAUUGGCAAGAAGCAGUCCGAGCCUCAUUCCAUGGACAAGAAUGGCCAAACAGUUGCGCCUCAGAUGCAGCCGGCCAACAACGAGGGCAAACAGGACGUCAGCCGAGAAAACAGCGCCGUCGACUUCAGCAAGAUUGACCUCCACUUCAUGAAAAAGAUCCCACCUGGAGCUGAAGCAUCCAAUGUUUUGGUAGGGGAGCUGGAUUUCCUGGACCGACCUGUGGUGGCCUUUGUCCGCCUGUCCCCUGCUGUGCUGCUCAACGGCCUAGCUGAAGUUCCCAUCACCACCAGGUUUCUCUUCAUCCUGCUUGGUCCCCUGGGAAAAGGUCCUCAGUAUCAUGAAAUCGGUCGUUCUAUUGCCACGCUGAUGACGGAUGAGAUUUUUCACGAUGUCGCUUACAAGGCCAAAGACAGGAAUGACCUGGUGGCAGGCAUUGAUGAGUUUCUGGAUCAGGUGACAGUAUUGCCACCUGGCGAGUGGGACCCGUCAAUCAGAAUAGAGCCCCCUAAAAAUGUGCCCUCUCAGGAAAAGCGUAAGAUCCCCCCGCUUCCCAACGGAGUGACAGAUCUCGGAGAGCCUGAGGGACACGGGGGGCACGGUGGCCCUGAGCUUCAGCGAACUGGGAGGCUCUUUGGGGGGUUUGCCCGGGACAUCAAGCGAAAGGCUCCUCACUACCUUUCAGACUACACAGAUGCCCUCAGUCUUCAGUGUCUGGCCUCCUUCCUCUUCCUUUACUGCGCCUGCAUGUCGCCUGUCAUAACCUUUGGAGGACUCCUGGGUGAAGCCACAGAGGGACGCGUGAGUGCGAUCGAGUCAUUAUUCGGGGCUUCCAUGACUGGGAUAGCCUACUCUCUUUUUGCCGGGCAGCCCCUUACCAUCCUGGGCAGCACCGGCCCCGUUCUCGUCUUUGAGAAGAUUCUCUUCAAGUUUUGCAAGGAAUAUGGCCUCUCCUACCUCUCCCUGAGGGCCUGCAUUGGCCUGUGGACAGCCUUUUUCUGUCUACUACUGGUGGCCACAGAUGCCAGCUCCCUUGUCUGCUACAUCACACGCUUCACAGAAGAGGCUUUUGCCUCGCUGAUCUGCAUCAUUUUCAUCUACGAGGCCCUGGAGAAGCUACUUCACCUGGGGCCCAGGGAACCGAGCAACGACACUCUGCGCCUUUGGGAGGAGAAAAACAUCACUGCCUCACAGGUCAACUGGACCUCGCUAGAGGUCAAGGAGUGCGAGAUGUUGCACGGGGACUUUGAGGGAAGCGCCUGUGGCCCCCAUGGCCCUUAUAUCCCGGACGUCCUCUUCUGGUGCGUGGUCCUCUUCUUUUCCACCGUUUUUAUGUCCGCUUUCCUCAAGGAGUUCAAGACCAGCCGCUACUUCCCUACCAAGGUGAGGGCCAUCAUCAGCGACUUCGCAGUCUUCAUCACCAUCCUCACCAUGGUGUUAGUAGACUACGCUUUGGGGAUCCCCUCACCAAAAUUGCAGGUCCCCAACAAGUUUAAACCGACCAGGGACGACCGGGGCUGGGUGAUAAACCCCGUUGGACCCAAUCCCUGGUGGACCACCAUUGUCACCUGCAUCCCUGCGCUGCUCUGCACCAUCCUCAUCUUCAUGGACCAACAGAUCACAGCUGUCAUUAUUAACAGGAAAGAGCACAAACUGAAGAAAGGCUGCGGCUAUCACCUGGACCUGUUUGUGGUGGGCUUGAUGCUUGGCGUGUGCUCGGUAAUGGGCCUGCCGUGGUUCGUGGCAGCCACCGUGCUCUCCAUCUCACACGUGAACAGCCUGAAGCUGGAGUCGGAGUGCUCGGCUCCUGGGGAGCAGCCCAAGUUUUUGGGCAUCCGAGAGCAGCGCUUCACUGGCCUCAUGAUCUUCACCCUGAUGGGCUGCUCCGUCUUCAUGACCUCUGUGUUGAAGUUUAUCCCCAUGCCAGUGCUGUAUGGAGUCUUUCUAUACAUGGGGGCUUCCUCCCUCAGAGGCAUUCAGUUCUUUGACAGAGUGAAGCUGUUUGGCAUGCCGGCCAAGCAUCAGCCGGACUUCAUCUACCUUCGCCACGUACCGCUAAGGAAGGUGCACCUCUUCACCAUCGUCCAGCUCAGCUGCUUAGUCCUGCUCUGGGUCAUCAAAACCUCCCGAGCUGCCAUUGUUUUCCCCAUGAUGGUUUUAGCCCUGGUUUUCAUUCGCAAGUUAUUGGACUUAAUUUUCACAAAGAGAGAACUGAGCUGGUUGGAUGACCUGAUGCCAGAGUGGAAGAAGAAGAAACUGGAGGAUGCUGAAGAAGAGGAAGAACACAGUAUUAUAGCAGAGGAGGAAGGCAUUGUGCAAGUUCCUUUGGAAGGGCACUACAAGAGUGACCCGGCCACAGUCAACAUCACUGACGAGAUGUCCAAAGGGUCUUUCGGGAGCGCGUGGAAAAGCGUCAGCCCUGGUGAGAGCACUAAAAAGGAACCGAGCGCUAAAAGUUGUGCCGGAGGCGGUGAAAAGCGACACAAGCGGCGGAAGCAUGAGAAGAGCUUGGACAGGGAGACAAGUUUGUGA